UCAUGACGACCCGCGACGCCGAGGACCCCUCCUACAUCGACUACGAGGCCUUCCUCGACCCGGACUUCAGCCCCUCCUCCUUCGCAAACACCCUCGUCCUCGCCACCAACAACCCUAACGAUGCGCCCCUCGACCUGUCCACCCCGCUGUCACGCGUGCUCUUCGACACACAGGAGAUCGACUCCCACAUCGACCUGCUGACCACCAAGUCCGCCGCCCCGUUGCUGCAGCACACCGCCGAGCAGACUGCCGCGAGUAAGCGCAUCGUCUCCGAGCUCGACGCCCAGAUCAAGAGCCUGAACGACAGCUACAAACAGCUCGAGAAGGAGGUCAUUGACAAGCAUGCCGAGGCAGACGAGGUGCGCCACGUCGCCACCCGUCUGUGGGAGACCUUGAGGCUGGGCCGCUCCGUCGCCCGCUGUCUGCAGCUGGGCCGCCAGCUCGAGGUCCAGCACGCCGAGAUCGCCGGCUCAAGCGUCAGCGCCGCCGCCGCAGCAGCCGGCAAGAAAGAAGACCAUCGCGCCUUGGUGCGAUGCUCGCACACCAUCCUUUCGCUGCGCGAGGUUCUCGAGAACACGGCGCCCGGCGAAGAGGGCCACGGCCUAGCCCGUGUCGACGCCGUUCGCACCCUGCGCGAUUCCGUCGUCGCCCCGAUCGAGCGGUCCGUGAGGGAGACGGCCGAGAAGAUUGUACGGGACUUUGCCGUGCCGGACUCGGCCACCUUUGCGCAGGGCGAGGAGACCAAGGCCCGCACCGUGUCGGCCAUGGUGACGUUGUUCCUGUUGUCCCCGGCCCCGGCCCCGGCCACGGCCCAGAAGACGGACCGUUGGGCGCCGCAGCUGCUCCUCCAGGCGCUCGAGACGUACCUGCGGUCGGCGCUGCAGUCGUCCAUCGCCGCACUGUCGCGGUCUCUCAGCCAGCUGCCGACGCUCGACCGCACCCUCGCCGACAUCUCGGCACGGUGUCAGAACGUUGUCGCGCUGGAGCUGGUGCUCGAGUCGACCAAGCUGCCGACGCACCCGCUCGUCGCGGCCGCGUCCCAGCGACAGACCAACAUGCUGCAACCGCUGCUGGCCCACCUCGAGACGGGCAGCUUGCCGAGCUACUUCUGGCGCACCAUGGCGGGGAACCUGGGUACGCGAGUCCAGGAGAUUGUCAACCGCGGCGGUGUGUCGGCGCGCACGCUGCGGUCCAACAAGGCGAGCGUCGGUGACGCCGUGAGGGACUGCGUCGUCAGGGGGUGCCGCAUGCCGAGCGCGCUCAAGGGGAAAGGCCGCGGCGAGGGGAACUGGGAGAGGGAGGUGGCCGUCAUGGUCGGGAGUGUCGUGAACAACUUUGGAAGAUGAGACUGCGUGGCCAGGGGGAGCUUUGUCAACAGGGUUUCACGAGGGCUGGACAGGGAUGUCGGUUACAAUGUGGACAGAUGAGACUGACCACACGAGGCUAGACGGGAAGAUCGUCGACCGCGUCGACAUACGAGACCGCCUCCACCAGACAUGGACGAGGGCAGCCGAAUGGGUCAUACGGCGACGCAUAGUAGGCGUUUGCGAGACAAAAAGGGACUUUUGCUUACCUCGAAAACACCAUUACAUCAACGCGCCGGGCUUCUCCCGCCAAACUCUACGCGCUGAGCCUUCACUUGCACAAUAAGCUCGACUCGAUUGACCGGUUUUUCAAAUCUCCAUGCAUCAUCCCCCUCGCCCUGGUCAACGACAAUGCUUGGUGGCAUCGGGCCAAAGGUUGUUUCAGGUCAACCAAACUCAACGCCGGUCGUUCGCCGCUGCAUCUAACAUCCAUGUACAUGUCAACAUUCGCCCUACAGCCGCCGUGUCCUCAUCAGUCGCGUCAUGCCGUUCGGUGCUGACUGAAGAGACGCCGUAAGCGAAAGCGACCCUUGCAGGGGUGUUCUCUGGAUUAUAUUUUCAUGAACUACAAUCGGAGAUUUAGCCUCCCCCCCGGCUUCCCACGUCAGUCCAACCGUGAAACUCCGGCUUGUCCUGGCACUCAGUCGGUCAACCUGGCUCCUGGAUACUGAGCACUUCGAAGUAACGAACACGCACGACACGCUGAAGGCGUCCGAAAUUCAGCUUGUCUGCCUAUGCGACGGACAUAGUAUAUGAAGAUCCGUGGUUCUCUGAAACUCCUUUAAACCUCAAUUUUGUGACAGGCCUGUCUGCCGGGACGAGAACCAGAACGAGAACAAGAACUAAUGCAAGUCUUGGCUGACAGCACCACAAGAGACGGACGACGGCGCACGCGUGCUUAGCGGCCAGUGAACACGCAGGGGCAACCUGCGUGCAGUCAGCUAGACGUCUGUAAGUCAAAAAGCAGGCAACCCCAGAGCAGGGCAGGCGGAGUUGUGAGCAGCGUACUAUGGUGUACGGCAAGUUUUGCAUCCUACGUUGACUGGUGUUGCGCAGGGUUAGGCUGAGCAGUUUAGAACUUUUUCAACAAAUGUCAAAACGUAGACUGGCUGGCGUAAAGCCAAAAUGGUAAAGCAAUCGGACAGCUCCGUACUGCUACAGAGUCAAUUGUCACAACAGGAGUCCGAGAUCUCAACCUACCCAGCAUGCGACGCGCGUCCUGCUUUCCAGCUUGAAGAAGCUAUUAUCGACUAACCGAGACUUUUGAGUCCCCUCCACCGUACCGUACAGCUCAAACUCUCUCUUGGCGAGUCCAAUUGUCAAGAAGCACGCAAAACUAGGUUAUGGUAAGUAGAGUUGUGGGCGGCAAGCAUACCGUAGGUAAUUCAAUUCAACCGGUGCAUCCUGCUCG
Messenger RNA from Colletotrichum destructivum, 2775 nucleotides. Its product is annotated as Putative oligomeric Golgi complex subunit 5 protein. Lineage: Eukaryota; Fungi; Ascomycota; Sordariomycetes; Glomerellales; Glomerellaceae. Gene Ontology annotation, biological process: intra-Golgi vesicle-mediated transport. Bases 3 to 1346 code for a protein of 447 amino acids. The transcript is spliced from 2 exons. The record is from RefSeq and is a predicted model, not a curated record. Gene Ontology annotation, cellular component: COG complex.